AAAAAGGAAAGUUUUUAAUAUAAUACAAAUCGAAUUAAAGGUAUUCAAGAUAACUUCAGAAAAGGAUAUGACACCUAAAUACAAAUUCGCCGAAGGCGAAAAAGUACUAUGUUUCCAUGGUCCUUUAAUAUAUGAAGCCAAAGCAUUAAAAUGCUCUGUAAAUAAGGAUAAACAAAUCAAAUAUUACAUACAUUAUGCUGGUUGGAAUAAAAAUUGGGACGAAUGGGUACCAGAAAACCGUGUUCUUAAGUACAAUGACGCCAACGUUCAACGGCAAAAAGAAGUCUUUAAGCAGCAUUCCUCAACAGCAAGCAAAAAUAAAAAGGCAACACCAAAAGGAAAGAAGGGUGAAACUGUAUUAACAACAGCGAAGGAUGGUGCUGUCAGCAGUGGAGGUAGUGAAUCACGGGCUUCAACACCCUCAAAAGAAAUUACUGCUACUUCAGCUCCUACACAUGCUUCCUCCAGUCGUUUAAACCGCUCUAAAACUACACCUAACAACGGUGCAAAGGAAUUUGAAUCAUCCAAAAAAGAUGAUAACAAAGACGAAUCAAAAGAUGAAUCAAUAAAAGAAGAAUCACAUAAAAAGAAACGUGGGGGCUCAACUUCCAGUGCUAUUGAAAAAUCCAGUAACGCUAAUGCUGUAUUGCCAAGUAGUAGUUCUGGAACGAAUAGUGGCACUGUGAAUCGUUUUGAUGCACACGUAGAAACUGAAGAAACGUUUCUUUCUAAAGUGGAAGUUAAAAUUAAAAUACCUGAUGAGCUAAAGCAAUGUCUUGCAGACGAUUGGGAUGCAGUCACACGGCAACAUAAACUGAUUGCUAUUCCAGCAAAGAUAACAGUUCAAGAUAUAGUUGAUCAAUAUAUUACUUUUAAAAAAAAUUCUAAAUCGACAAAUGCUUCUAAAGAAGUAGUAAUAAAUGAUGUACUAACUGGCGUUAUUGAAUAUUUUAAUGUCAUGCUUGGAUCGCAGCUUUUGUAUAAAUUUGAGCGACCACAAUAUGCUGAAGUUCUGCAACAGAAUCCAGAUACACCAUUAUCUAAGUUGUAUGGCUCAUUUCACUUACUUCGCUUAUUUGUAAAGUUGGGAUCGAUGCUCGGAUUUUCCGCAUUAGAUGAAAAAUCGAUGCAAGCACUUUUAGUACAAAUACAUGAUUUUCUUAAGUUUUUGGUUAAAAACAGUGCAACAUAUUUUAAUAUGUCGAAUUUUACAAAUGUGACAACGGAAUAUCAUCGUAAUACUCAAUGAUUUUAAAUUAUUUUAACAUCUGAUGGAAAUUUUUGACGAACAUUAAAUAAUCUCUAAUCAUGGUACUUGUAAAAUUGUAGAAAUAUGUCUUAUUGAAUUUUAAAAUGUUUAAAAUUCAUUAACAAUGCUUUUAUGCUUUCCACACUUUGGGAAAGCUACCCUGACUAUUGUGAAAAUAUGAUAAGGGCACAUUUUAUACAUUAGACAACUUAUAAAUCCACUCUUUACAUGGCUAGAAUAAGAACGUAACUAACAAAAUAUUAUGUUAAAAUAAAAAUUUUCAACAAUUAAUUAA
Teleopsis dalmanni is the source of this 1544-nucleotide messenger RNA. RefSeq names its product nuA4 complex subunit EAF3 homolog (gene MRG15). Lineage: Eukaryota; Metazoa; Arthropoda; Insecta; Diptera; Diopsidae. Bases 68 to 1249 code for a protein of 393 amino acids. The record is from RefSeq and is a predicted model, not a curated record. The transcript has 4 exons. Gene Ontology annotation, biological process: regulation of DNA-templated transcription; chromatin organization. Gene Ontology annotation, cellular component: NuA4 histone acetyltransferase complex; nucleus.